Messenger RNA from Rhopalosiphum padi (bird cherry-oat aphid), 2334 nucleotides. RefSeq names its product elongation of very long chain fatty acids protein AAEL008004. The transcript is spliced from 9 exons. The record is from RefSeq and is a predicted model, not a curated record. Bases 377 to 1312 code for a protein of 311 amino acids. Gene Ontology annotation, molecular function: fatty acid elongase activity. Gene Ontology annotation, biological process: very long-chain fatty acid biosynthetic process; fatty acid elongation, saturated fatty acid; fatty acid elongation, polyunsaturated fatty acid. Lineage: Eukaryota; Metazoa; Arthropoda; Insecta; Hemiptera; Aphididae. Gene Ontology annotation, cellular component: endoplasmic reticulum membrane.
CGCAUUGAUUUUUAUUACCUAUCGAUUGUCGCAAACGCCUUUACCGUAUCGUAACGACCGGAUACACGUGUGCACAAAGUCGUUUUUCCUUGUCGGUGUAUUUAUUGUUUUUAUUUCCGGUAUAUAAUUUCAAUUUUCACCCGUCCAGCAGCUACACUACCAGCCGACAGAUCACUUGGCUUUUUUUUUCUGACUAGCCAAGAUAUGACCGCCACUGAACGCUGUCCGGUAACCGGAUCGUACGUGUUGUAGACGCCACUGCAAAACGUCAUCUGUUCACCCUAAAAUUAUCUGCUUUAGUACCUACUUACUGGGACAACUACUACAGUCAUCGGACAGAUCUAUAAGAGAAAAUAACAAUAAUAAUAAAAAAAAAAUGGCACAACUAGUCUUAAACUUUAUCGACAGUUACCACGACAUAAUGGACAACAAAAGUGAUCCUAGAGUAAACGGCUGGCCAAUGUUGUCUAGUCCAUUCCCGACGCUGUUUAUUUGUCUGUUCUAUGGUUAUUUCGCCAAAACGCUCGGGCCAAGACUGAUGGAAAACCGAAAACCUUUUCAACUUAGAAAAGUACUUAUAGUUUAUAAUGCAAUACAAACGAUGUUCAGUGCUUGGAUAUUCUAUGAAUACAUGAUGAGCGGCUGGGGAGGAUCGUACAGUCUAAAAUGUCAACCGGUCGACUAUUCCUAUAGUCCUAUGGCCUUACGAAUGGCUCAAACGUGCUGGUGGUACUAUAUUUCUAAAUUCACCGAAUUUUUCGACACGUUGUUUUUCAUACUCAGGAAAAAGAACCAACAAGUGUCGACCUUGCAUGUCAUCCACCACGGAUGCAUGCCGAUGAGCGUCUGGAUGGGAAUGAAAUUCGCCCCCGGUGGCCACAGCACUUUCUUUGCGUUGCUCAACACGUUCGUACACAUCGUUAUGUACUUCUAUUAUAUGGUGUCGGCGAUGGGACCUAAAUACCAAAAAUACAUUUGGUGGAAGAAGUACCUCACUUCAUUCCAAAUGCUGCAAUUUGUGUGCAUUUUCGUCCACCAGUUCCAACUCUUGUUCCGCGAAUGCAACUACCCAAAGAGUUUCAUGGUUUGGAUAGGCCUCCAUGGCGUCAUGUUUUUGUUCCUGUUCUCAGAUUUCUACAAAUCCAAAUACACCAGUGACGGUAAACGGAGACCGGCGAACGACGGAGCUUGUAUGCCGGUGGAAGGAGCGAGUUAUAGCAAGUGUUCAUCCAACGAACACGACAACGUCGUGUACUAUUCGAACGGCAUCGUCAACGGUUUCAAAACGACUGAAGACGCCAAAACCAAAUAGUGAUGAGCCGAUACGAUUAAACGUUCCUAACCGAAUAGAGAACAGCUGGCGGAUAUAUGACACAAUCACCAAUAAUAUAAAGCACACUCAAAACCAAUAAAACAUAAUAAAACACAAUAUAAUGAUAUAAAAAAUAUUGAAAAUGAAUUAUUUGAGGAAAAAAUGUCCAUAACUAAACUAAGAAAAUAAAAAAAAAAAUAAAAAAAAAACAAAAAAAUCCGUAUGCAACAGUGCAGCUUAGACUUAACACUGUUUGUCUGAGGUGUACGUGUAACAACAAAUGUAACGUAUAAACAAACAUAAUUUAACUAAAACGAUAUGUAUUGCAGUAUGUACAAUAUUGUAUAUAAUACCUAUUUACAUAUAUGUACUUACAUUUUUGAUUUAAAGAUUCAUUUAGAAGCAAUUUUAAUGUAGCGCAUUUUUUUUUUCAUACGAAUUUGUAAUAAAUGUUUUUUUUCUUUAUUAGAACCCAGUAUUAUUCGCGAAUUGGUUUGAAAACGUGUGCAAUGCUUGAAGUACUUAUAUAUUAUUAUCGGUAGGUAAAUUUCGGGGGAUGGGUAUAAGUAUAUUAUGUAUAUAGUAUAUCGAAUAACAUUUUUUUAUUAUUAUUAUUAACUCGUACACUUCGUAAUGAUAUAUUUAUAUACUUAACGUUCGAAUUAUAUGUACCCAUCCUGGUGGAAUUUUCUCUCUUGUUUUCACUCGAAAUAUAAUAAUACAAAUCAAUAAAUUACAUAAUAUUAUAUUACGUAUAUAAUUAUAUUCAAAACGAAUAAGAUUAAACGGAGGAACAGUACAAACGAUAUUAAAUACACUAAUUAGGUAGAGUUAUUUUGGAAUUGUGUUACCUUUCGUAUAGGUUAUGUUAUUAUGAUAAUUUUAAAUUUAUAUAUAUUUUUUUUUGUUUCCCAUAUAUUGUUGUGUACAAUGUAAUACAUACGGCAACGAAAAAUAUAAACGUAGAACUCUCUAAGUACAACCUUAUAUAAUAUAGUGUCAACGAUAUAUAUAUAUAUAUA